AUGCUUGCAUUCUCUACUUCCAGCCAACUAGGAAAACUAAACUUAAUAAAAAGUUGGCAUUGUUGUGUCGUUAAAAGAUCGUUGGAGUCCGGUUUUCGGUGUGGUUCUGCGUCGGACAAAGAGUGCUGUCUUAUCAUAAUGGAAGUCCGGCAAAAAUUUCCAAAAUCUCCUUUGACAAGUCCUGACCAUUUUAAAUCGCACAAUAAAAAGAGCUUUCUUGGACCAAAAAUAAAGUUUGAUUUCAAACAUGGUUUUACUCAGAAGUCAUUGCAUGGUGGGAAACCAAUGCACCGAAAAUCAAUGGACCGACAUAAACCAUUAAAGAUGUUAUUUAACAAUGACCCAUUAAACUUGUCUGCCCUGUGUAAUAAUACAGAUGGUCGCGAGUCUCCAGAAACUUCGUCCCCAGUCCUAAAUCGGUCCCAUGAGUUUGAGCCUAGUAAUAUUCGCCCGGUUGACUUCAAAGACCCAUUAAAUUUGAAUCAGGAGGAUAAUGCCUCAAUACAAAAACCAUCAAGAAAACGAAAAAGAAGAAGGCGUAGAAAUACUGUAACAUCACCAGACAAGGAAGAAAAAAAAGACGACACAUUGAGUGAUAUGAAUGACACUAGUCUUUUUAACGAAUCAGACACUUUAAUUUCCCCCAUAGAAAUCAUUAAAAGUCCAAUGUUGGGACAAAAUAUACAGCAUAGUAUUACAAAAGGCAAACACACUACACCUUGUGAACGUUUACGAAGCAGUGUGUCAGAAACACCUACGCAAAGUGUGUCUAAACAGAAUUUUAACGAAAAGAAUAAAAAAUACAAGUUUGGGAAUUUUGUUCAUUAUUAUAACAGUGACAGAAGGGAUAGUGUUGAUACAAGACUUAGUUGCUUUAAGAAGGAAUGGUUUGAAAAUAAAGCAUGUUUAGAUAUUGGUUGUAACACUGGCAGAGUAACAUGUUUAAUUGGCAGCCACUUUCUACCUCAGUCUAUCCUUGGAGUUGAUAUAGACACCGGUUUAAUAAAACUAGCUAAAAAAAAUAUUUUUCAGUCACCUGUUUUUCAUAGAAACAUAAAAAGAUUCCCCCUUUCGCUAGAGCAAACAUAUGGACCAAUUAUUGACUCAAAGAUAAUAAAGCGGCCUGAAUUAUUUAACGUUAAAUUUUCGGUGGAGAAUUACGUUCCUUCCUCACCAAAUGUAUUGGAGUUUGUGAAGCCCAGAUACGAAAUGAUAUUAUGUUUAAACGUCACAAAAUGGGUGCAACUUAAUUUUGGCGACGACGGCCUGAAGUGGAUGUUUAAAAAAAUAUAUCUUCAACUUUUACCCGGAGGAAGAUUAUUGUUAGAACCGCAAUCAUAUAACUCUUACAAGAAGAAGAAAAAUUUGACGUUGGAAAUACGCAAGAAUUUUGACGACAUGAAGUUAAUGCCGACAGAUUAUAUUGCAUACUUGCUGUCUAAUGAAGUUGGUUUCGCGCAAUCAGAACGUUUAAAUUAUUCGGGCAAAGGAAAAACAGGAUAUGAUCGACCGAUUUAUCUUCUCACAAAGAGUGGUUCACAAGCUGAGAAAAAGAUGUGAUAUUGCCCUUGUACUCUUCUUUCCUGUUCCUUUAAUAUAUGUUCUUAUUACA
This is a messenger RNA of Hydractinia symbiolongicarpus, 1612 nucleotides long. RefSeq names its product probable RNA methyltransferase Y17G7B.18. Bases 1 to 1560 code for a protein of 519 amino acids. Gene Ontology annotation, biological process: snRNA modification. NCBI's taxonomy places the organism in Eukaryota, Metazoa, Cnidaria, Hydrozoa, Anthoathecata, Hydractiniidae. The record is from RefSeq and is a predicted model, not a curated record. Gene Ontology annotation, molecular function: snRNA binding; S-adenosylmethionine-dependent methyltransferase activity; RNA methyltransferase activity. The transcript has 7 exons.